Molecule: messenger RNA, 1074 nt
Organism: Fusarium oxysporum Fo47
Lineage: Eukaryota; Fungi; Ascomycota; Sordariomycetes; Hypocreales; Nectriaceae
Exons: 5
Coding region: 1-1074 (357 amino acids)
Cellular component (GO): membrane
Source: RefSeq, a predicted model, not a curated record
AUGUCGGAGCCAGGAGGCAAACCUACGACUACCGAGUCGCAACGAAAUCCUUAUGCGUCGGCCAGCCGCUGGCGACACCAGGAAUCAUCUGCUUAUGCUGCACAUGCUUCACAGCUCACUGGCGAUGGCGCACCACGAGACCCUCACCAAACGACCGGUAACGUGGGCGAGCUUGCAGACUUCCUAAACCAGUCCCGCAUGGAGCCAGAAGGCGACAAUCGUGAUACGGAAAAGUACAGACCCAUUACCGCCGCCGCUAGUGAUAUCAAUGGAAGCAUUGCAGGUGACAAUGUAGGGCAGAGCCAUGCUGGUCAAGGCGCCCGUGGAGAAAACGCCCCUGAUGGGAAGACGAUCGUCUGUGGUCCUCUUCUGAACUAUCGUCGUAUGAACGAGGGACGAUGCCAUGAAGAUGGCUCCAUCAGGAACGACAAUGGGGUUCAAGAGGAGAUACGUGUUGACGAAAUGUCUUUACAGCGCAAACCUUCUGGAGCUUUCGAUCGCACUCGCCAUCAAAUCAAUUAUCCCGAGACAUACAAAAAGGUCUUCCAAAGGCUUCGUUCGGAGCUUGAAGCAGCAUCAGCGGCAGGAGAGUCAAUUAAACACUUGAUUCUCCUCCUCGGAAUUCCGAUCGCCUAUCCCCGCUUGACUUGGCUUGAAAACAUCUUCCGCAGUCCUGUUAUGGGUCCUAUCAAGAUCCUCAACAAACGGUUCGGACUCGGUGGAAGUCUGUUCAACCAGUUCGACGGUAGCAUCGAUCUUCUGGAUGAUCUGGAUGACCACUACACUGCCAGGACACACAAGAAGGAAAGACGAGAACUGAUGCCGGAACUUUGCAAACCAUACCGAAAACUCGCCAACAAUCCUGAGGCCCCAAUGGCAGCAUUGACGAGAACGGACGAGCACAGAGAGAACUUCAUGGUCGAUGGCCAGGUACUUCACGAGGGAGAGGUUUGGCUGGAACAAACAUACAACGGCAGCAUCGACCCCAUGGCGGUCAACGACGGACAACUUACCUCGCUCUUCGCUGGAGAUCAACCAGCUGACAACGGAGAGACGAAGGAGAGUACGGCUUGA